AUGAAGUGGUUAGAGAAGCUCGAAUACAGGCCAGUGGCCUCGGGCACAAGCCGCGACUCUACCUCUGAAUCAGACGAAGACGAGACGAAAGGUUUCAUUAGCGGAGCUCACACAAAAGGCAACAAGCACUUCAUAAUAAGCCGUCGAGCACUCAUACUUGUCUCCCUCAUCAACCUAUCCGCCGUCCUCAUCGCAGUCAGUCUCUUUGGGGCAUGGUUUUACAACCACUACAUAGUGCGCAACGCGGCUCUUCGAAGAGUAUCCGGCUACAGUCCUUUAUACGACAGAUACGACGUGGAGUUCGAGGAUGUGACGAUCAACGGAACUUUCUACCCACACCAAGAAGGCGGUAGUAUCAUGCGGCACCAGCCAAACCCAGCGGACGACAAGAUCUGGGAGGAGUGGGAGUUGACGCGUGUUUAUCCUGUCACCCGCGAGGAAAUCACCAAGAUGGGCAAGGACUACACGACCGUAGCCAAGCUCGAAGACAAAGACUGGGGCUUGGGGGACAAUGCGUACGCAGCGAUCUUCGACGUUUAUCAUCAACUACACUGUCUGAACUCGCUGCGGAAGGUCGUGUAUGGAGGGUAUUAUAACAUGAGCCAAGCUAGAGCAGACAGAGUCAUGCAGCGCGAGUUACACAUGAAUCACUGCUUCGAUAUCCUACUCCAAACAAUCCAGUGCUCUGGCAAUCUGGACAUGAUCCCCCUGGUCUGGAUGUACACACAGGCAUAUCCUUUCGCAGACAUGUCCAUCAACAAGAAGUGCCAUAACUUCGAUAAGUUCACCGACUGGCGCAGAGAGAACACUAUCGACAUGGACAAGUACAUCGAAGUGAUGAAGCAGCCUGAGGCCGACAAGCCAGGCAUCAAGCAGCUACCGGCUGCAGAUAGGUAUUAUGAGUAUUGGGGAUAUGAUAACCCGAAUCAUAAGCCGGUUUCGGAGGGAGGUUUGGGGCUACCCUUGGAUCAAGACUCGAACCUGUAG
This is a messenger RNA of Didymosphaeria variabile, 987 nucleotides long. RefSeq lists its product as uncharacterized. The record is from RefSeq and is a predicted model, not a curated record. Bases 1 to 987 code for a protein of 328 amino acids. The transcript is spliced from 3 exons. Gene Ontology annotation, biological process: mycotoxin biosynthetic process. Lineage: Eukaryota; Fungi; Ascomycota; Dothideomycetes; Pleosporales; Didymosphaeriaceae.